AUGAGCGCUACAAACGGCAUCUCCGGUACGGCCAAGAGAGACGAUUCACCUCCCCUCACGGAGCUCGAAACGGCCGAGAUCUUACAGAGCAUCCGAAACUCCACUACUAGACCCUCGACCUCUUUACCUGCUGAUCUCUCCCUCUCGCUCGACUUACACCGCCAGCAUCAACACCAACACCAACACCAACAACCGCCGUCCGAAUCCCCCGAUCUAGCUUCCUACUAUUGGGAUGCGUCGACGAUGGCCCCGCUAAAUAAAAUCUCGGCGGCUGCCAUUGCGCGUCUGCGCGCUUAUAAGCCCCCGCCGUUUCCGACCUGGGACCAUCUUCCUGUAAGCCGACGUGCCGCAGUGCUGAUCCUGCUAUUCGCGGACCGCAGAGGUGACCUAAGAGUCGUGAUCACGAUGCGGGCUACAAGUUUGCGCAACUUCUCCGGUCACGCAGCUUUUCCCGGUGGGAAAGCAGAUUCAUUAUUAGAGUCGCCCUAUCAAAUAGCUCGCCGCGAAGCGUGGGAAGAAAUCGGUCUUCCCAUGGACGACGCCAAGAUCCCGAAGCCCUUUCGAAUAGAGCCGCUCUGCUGUCUACCAUGUAGUCUCGCGAAGACCGAAAUGGCUGUACGUCCGUGUGUAGCGUUCCUACAUGCCGACGACGUACCCGGAAAACCUAAAGCUAUGGUAGACGAGAGUAUGAUACCCCGGCUAGAUGCGAAGGAGGUAGCGGCAGUCUUUAGCGGUCCGUUCCACAAUUUCUUGAAAGCAAAGGACGAGCCGCACGAAGGAGAAACGAUACCCCUUGGUGAUUGGUACGACGGGUACUGGCAUCACUGGCACGAUAAACCGUGGAGAGUGCAUAACUUCCACGUGCCAGUAAAUAACCAAAAGGUUACAAAACCAAAGGUUCGAGAUGGCGGGCAAGCCGUGCUGGCUGACGUGCUAGAAGAGGAGGAAGAUGCGUUGCAGCGUUUCCUAGUAUGGGGUCUCACGGCACGAAUGUUGGUUGAUGCCGCAAGAAUUGCUUAUGAGGAAGAGCCCGAGUUCGAGCAUAAUUCUCACUACGGCGACGAAGAAAUCAUAACUUUUCUAGACGACGCGGGCCGCCUCCCAGACAAGAAGAGAAAGGAAGUAGGACAAGAUGCUAUCAAAGACGAGGUUAAGGAUGCGAAGAUGUAG
Molecule: messenger RNA, 1170 nt
Organism: Daldinia childiae
Lineage: Eukaryota; Fungi; Ascomycota; Sordariomycetes; Xylariales; Hypoxylaceae
Product: Peroxisomal coenzyme A diphosphatase 1, peroxisomal
Exons: 4
Coding region: 1-1170 (389 amino acids)
Biological process (GO): coenzyme A catabolic process
Molecular function (GO): acetyl-CoA hydrolase activity; coenzyme A diphosphatase activity
Source: RefSeq, a predicted model, not a curated record